AUGGCAGGUCGAGUCCGGGAGCUCGGCUAUGGGGCGCGGCUCAUGGCACGCCGGGAGUUCUGGAUCAUCCACGCGCUGGUUAACAACCCCGACAAGACCCCAGAGGAGGCCAUCCAGGAACUCCUCCGGGAGCGCAACAGCCAGUUCCAGCAGCGGCGGGAUUCCAACCGGACCUACGUGCGGGACCGGCUGAACCAGCAGCAUGCCUUCCACACGAUGCAGUCGAUCUGCGAGCUCGCCUAUCUCCUCCCUGCCGACGAGCAGAUCAAACUGUUGCAACUGGUCGCGAGGCUGCAACGGAAGGCGGUCCCCGAGUCGGUCACGCGCGGUGGCAUCGUGAAAGUCGCCUUCUCUGACCGGAUGUGGCUCGAUCUCCCCUGCCUGCGCGAGUACAUCAACCACCGGUUCUCAUUCGCCCCGCUGGCCAUGUUCAAGGGGUUCCCGACGUGCCGGUGCACGGGGAUGCAGAACCGCGCGCCCUGCGGGGAUCACUGCCGGGACUACCCGCCGCAGGAAGUGCAGGAGUGGGAGAAUCGCAACGCCUUCAUCGCCCAGCUGACGAAUUGCAUCCCGCGCCUCGGCCAUCGCAUGGACUUCACCCGGUUAGGGUUCAGGCUGUGCGUCCGCGCGUUGGAGAAUGCAGACGUCAACGCGCUGGAGGAAGAGGCCGUCCGCGCCGCUUGCUUCUGGUUCGCCCUCGCAGGGAAUCCCAUGUGGGACACCUGCGUGGCCGGGUUUCAAGUGGAUGAGCCGGAGUCUGAACAGCCAAAAGCUUUCGACCGAGCGCGCUGGGCCGGCUGGAAAAAUGCGAUCAAUUCCUUCGGGGUGCACUUGGUGCGGCGAAGUACGCAGGCGCUAAUGAAAGAUGCAUUGGCGGCGAUGGACGAGGCCGAGCGUGCACAAUGA
Molecule: messenger RNA, 906 nt
Organism: Aspergillus uvarum CBS 121591
Lineage: Eukaryota; Fungi; Ascomycota; Eurotiomycetes; Eurotiales; Aspergillaceae
Product: DUF3632 domain-containing protein
Exons: 1
Coding region: 1-906 (301 amino acids)
Source: RefSeq, a predicted model, not a curated record